This is a messenger RNA of Scophthalmus maximus (turbot), 1398 nucleotides long. Its product is annotated as glyceraldehyde-3-phosphate dehydrogenase. Gene Ontology annotation, biological process: glucose metabolic process. The record is from RefSeq and is a predicted model, not a curated record. The coding region runs from base 168 to 1172 and encodes 334 amino acids. Lineage: Eukaryota; Metazoa; Chordata; Actinopteri; Pleuronectiformes; Scophthalmidae. Gene Ontology annotation, molecular function: NADP binding; oxidoreductase activity, acting on the aldehyde or oxo group of donors, NAD or NADP as acceptor; NAD binding. The transcript is spliced from 12 exons.
CAGUCAGAGGGGGCGUGACCAGUCCCGGGGGGGCGUGUCCGGCGGCGCGCAGCGGCGAUAAAUGGCGACGACGCGCCUCCGCUCGUCCCCGCUCCAACUUCUCCCUCAGAGGACAAGACGCACCGAGGAGCCUUGACACACGUGAGGAUCAGACCACAGCAGACAACAUGGUGAAGAUCGGAAUCAACGGAUUCGGACGUAUCGGCCGUCUGGUGACCCGUGCCGCGGCCACGGGGGGCAAGGUGGAGGUGGUGGCCAUCAACGACCCCUUCAUCGACCUGGACUACAUGGUCUACAUGUUCAAGUACGACUCCACCCACGGCGUGUGGAAGCACGGGGAGGUGAAGGCCGAGGGCGGCAAGCUGGUGGUGGGCAACAUGCACAUCGCCGUCUUCCACGAGAGGGAUCCCGCCAACAUCAAGUGGGGCGAUGCCGGCGUCGACUACGUGGUGGAGUCCACCGGCGUGUUCACCACCAUCGAGAAGGCGUCUGCUCACCUGAAGGGCGGAGCCAAGAGGGUGGUGAUCUCCGCUCCCAGUGCCGACGCCCCCAUGUUCGUCAUGGGCGUCAACCACGAGAAGUACGACAACUCCAUGAAGGUUGUCAGCAACGCCUCCUGCACAACCAACUGCCUGGCUCCGCUCGCCAAGGUCAUCAACGACAACUUCGGCAUCGUCGAGGGUCUCAUGAGCACGGUCCACGCCGUCACCGCCACGCAGAAGACCGUGGACGGUCCGUCUGGGAAGCUGUGGAGGGACGGACGUGGAGCCUCCCAGAACAUCAUCCCCGCCUCCACCGGCGCCGCCAAGGCCGUGGGCAAGGUCAUCCCCGAUCUGAACGGCAAACUGACCGGUAUGGCGUUCCGUGUCCCGACCCCCAACGUGUCCGUCAUCGACCUGACUGUCCGUCUGGAGAAGCCUGCCAAGUACGAUGACAUCAAGAAGGUGGUCAAGGCCGCGGCCGAGGGUCCCAUGAAGGGAUUUCUGGGAUACACAGAAGACCAGGUCGUGUCCACGGACUUCAACAGCGACCCUCACUCCUCCAUCUUCGACGCCGGCGCCGGCAUCGCGCUCAACGACCACUUCGUCAAGCUGGUGUCAUGGUACGACAACGAGUUCGGCUACAGUAACCGCGUGUGCGACCUCGUCCAGCACAUGUUCUCCAAGGAGUGAAGUCCUUCCCAUGAUGCCCUCUGUUCCCUCGCCUGUACCUGGAUGACAUGCACAUCCGCCCCGGGAGCAAACUCUUCUCAUGACGAUAGUAAUAAUAAUAUUAGGAAUAAUGUUUUCUUUAAUAUCACAGAGUCACAUCUGUCCUGUUUGCACGGAUGAGUAUUCCAUUACCGAACGGUCCCGCUGCAUCAAAGCUGCACGGGAUAAUAAAGUCUCUCAGUGUUGA